AUGAGCUCCUGCCUCCUCUCAUCCGCCGCGUUGCCCGCCUCCUGGACAUCGUCCUCCAAGCGGGUAUCGUCGUCGAAGGCAGUCCCUGUCGAGAAGAAGGCUGGCAGCCACCGUCCUAGCAAGAAGACGGCCGCUGGUAAGGCACACGGUCCACGGGCGCACCGCUCUGGCCUCCCUCUCUUUUCGCCCCCGGUGUACCCGCGCGCCCCCGCCGCUAACGGCGCUGUGCCUGACCUCCCUUCGACCUCGGUCGCUCCCAUCGGCGAGAUGAGCGGCCAGGACUUAGGUACCCACAAGCGGCUGCAAGCGGUACGCGCAAUCUACCUGUCUCCCCUGUAUCGCGACUUCGCUAAGCACUUCUCGCUUUUGCUUCCGCAGGGUUUCAAGCCCCUCCAAGAGCCUUCGGACGACACCCCCGCCGACGGUCCUUUCGUGCCCUCGCCUUCCGCCGAGGACCCUUGCCCCUACUGGCCUAUCACCAAAGCCAGUUUCCUCGGCUACGUCGACUACGAGGUUGAGUGCUUCCGUCGCGAGUUUACUCAUAGGUUCCGCCAGUCCUUGUCCGAUGAACGAGUCAAUCCGCAGUCCAUGCUCCCUGGCCUCUCGAAGGACGAAGCGGUCGCUUUUCGCGCGCUGCUUCAGACGCAGAUCCUCUUCAAAGCGCGGGCCGAAGUGUACGGCGCCAUGACCGCCGGAGCUACCGCCGGUCUCGCCGGCUUCUUGCAGCAGUUGCGCAGCUUUUUGGACCAGGUGAUCGUCCGCUCCGAUGCAGGCCUCGCCGCCCUGACGCGCGAUGCCACCGCCGACGCUGCCUCCUCUGCUGGCCCAUCUACACUCCGCGAGGCCCCGCCGCCGGUCCCCUUCGUUGAAACCGCCCUUGCCACGAACACCGAGUCCAUGGCUCGCACCUUCUCCGCCUGA
Molecule: messenger RNA, 921 nt
Organism: Trametes versicolor FP-101664 SS1
Lineage: Eukaryota; Fungi; Basidiomycota; Agaricomycetes; Polyporales; Polyporaceae
Exons: 2
Coding region: 1-921 (306 amino acids)
Source: RefSeq, a predicted model, not a curated record